Ochlerotatus camptorhynchus is the source of this 2287-nucleotide messenger RNA. RefSeq names its product cytochrome c oxidase subunit 1-like. NCBI's taxonomy places the organism in Eukaryota, Metazoa, Arthropoda, Insecta, Diptera, Culicidae. The record is from RefSeq and is a predicted model, not a curated record. Gene Ontology annotation, molecular function: cytochrome-c oxidase activity; heme binding. Gene Ontology annotation, biological process: mitochondrial electron transport, cytochrome c to oxygen; electron transport coupled proton transport. Gene Ontology annotation, cellular component: membrane. The transcript has a single exon. The annotation marks the transcript as partial.
CGACAGUGAUUAUUUUCAACAAAUCAUAAAGAUAUUGGUACAUUAUACUUUAUUUUCGGAGUUUGAUCAGGAAUAGUUGGAACAUCAUUAAGAAUCUUAAUUCGUGCUGAAUUAAGCCAACCAGGAAUAUUUAUUGGAAAUGACCAAAUUUAUAAUGUAAUUGUUACAGCUCAUGCUUUCAUUAUAAUUUUUUUUAUAGUAAUACCAAUUAUAAUUGGAGGAUUUGGAAAUUGAUUAGUUCCUUUAAUAUUAGGAGCACCAGAUAUAGCAUUUCCUCGAAUAAAUAAUAUAAGUUUUUGAAUAUUACCUCCUUCAUUAACACUCCUCCUUUCAAGUAGUAUAGUAGAAAAUGGAUCAGGAACAGGAUGAACAGUUUAUCCCCCUCUUUCAUCAGGAACUGCUCAUGCUGGAGCUUCAGUUGAUUUAACUAUUUUUUCUCUUCAUUUAGCAGGGGUAACUUCAAUUUUAGGAGCAGUAAAUUUCAUUACUACUGUUAUUAAUAUACGAUCUUCAGGAAUUACAUUAGAUCGAUUACCUUUAUUUGUAUGAUCUGUUGUAAUUACAGCUGUAUUAUUACUUUUAUCAUUACCAGUUUUAGCUGGAGCUAUUACAAUAUUAUUAACAGAUCGAAAUUUAAAUACUUCAUUUUUUGAUCCAAUUGGAGGAGGAGAUCCUAUUUUAUAUCAACAUUUAUUUUGAUUUUUUGGACACCCAGAAGUUUAUAUUUUAAUUUUACCCGGAUUUGGUAUAAUUUCUCAUAUUAUUACUCAAGAAAGAGGAAAAAAGGAAACUUUUGGAACUUUAGGAAUAAUUUAUGCUAUACUAACAAUUGGAUUAUUAGGAUUUAUUGUUUGAGCUCAUCAUAUAUUUACAGUAGGAAUAGAUGUAGAUACUCGAGCAUAUUUUACAUCUGCUACAAUAAUUAUUGCAGUUCCUACAGGAAUUAAAAUUUUUAGAUGAUUAGCUACUCUUCAUGGAACUCAAUUAACUUAUAGUCCUGCUUUACUUUGAUCACUAGGAUUUGUAUUUUUAUUUACAGUUGGAGGAUUAACAGGAGUAGUCCUAGCUAAUUCUUCAAUUGAUAUUGUAUUACAUGAUACAUAUUAUGUAGUUGCCCAUUUUCAUUAUGUAUUAUCAAUAGGAGCUGUAUUUGCUAUUAUAGCAGGAUUUAUUCACUGAUAUCCUUUAUUAACAGGAUUAGUUAUAAAUCCUUCAUGAUUAAAGGCACAAUUUGUUAUAAUAUUUAUUGGAGUAAAUUUAACAUUUUUCCCACAACAUUUCUUAGGAUUGGCCGGAAUACCACGACGAUAUUCUGAUUUUCCAGAUAGUUAUUUAGCUUGAAAUAUUGUAUCUUCAUUAGGAAGAACUAUUUCUUUAUUUGGAAUUAUUUUUUUUAUAUUUAUUAUUUGAGAAAGUAUAAUUUCACAACGUAGUAUUGCUUUCCCAAUACAAUUAUCUUCAUCAAUUGAAUGAUAUCAUACUCUUCCUCCUGCUGAACAUACUUAUUCAGAAUUACCAUUACUUUCUUCUAAUUUCUAAUAUGGCAGAUUAGUGCAAUGAAUUUAAGCUUCAUAUAUAAAGAUUAUUAUCUUUUAUUAGAAAAUGGCAACAUGAGCAAAUUUAGGACUUCAAGAUAGUUCAUCUCCUUUAAUAGAACAAUUAAACUUUUUUCAUGAUCAUACUCUUUUAAUUUUAAUUAUAAUUACUGUAUUAAUUGCUUAUAUUAUAUUUAUAUUAUUUUUUAAUAAAUUUACUAAUCGAUAUUUACUACAUGGACAAACAAUUGAAAUUAUCUGAACAAUUUUACCCGCAGUAAUUUUAAUAUUUAUUGCUUUCCCUUCAUUACGUUUAUUAUAUUUAAUAGAUGAAAUUAAUUCACCUUUAAUUACUUUAAAAGCUAUUGGUCAUCAAUGAUACUGAAGUUAUGAAUAUUCUAAUUUUUUAAACUUAGAAUUUGAUUCAUAUAUAAUUCCUACAAAUGAAUUAGAUAUUAAUGGAUUUCGAUUACUAGAUGUUGAUAACCGAAUUAUUUUACCUAUAAAUAAUCAAAUUCGAAUUUUAGUAACUGCAACUGACGUACUACAUUCAUGAACUAUUCCUUCCUUAGGUGUAAAAAUUGAUGCAACACCUGGACGAUUAAAUCAAACAAAUUUCUUAAUUAAUCAACCAGGAUUAUUUUUCGGUCAAUGUUCAGAAAUUUGUGGAGCAAAUCAUAGUUUUAUACCAAUUGUAAUUGAAAGAAUUCCUAUAAAUUAUUUUAUUAAAUGAAUUUCUUCUCAAAUAAAUU